Messenger RNA from Staurois parvus, 258 nucleotides. Lineage: Eukaryota; Metazoa; Chordata; Amphibia; Anura; Ranidae. The record is from the annotation of a GenBank genome assembly.
CCCAGCAGUGCCACCUGCCAGUGCCCAUCAGUGCCACUUAUCAGUGCCAGUCAGUGCCACCUAUCAAUGCCAGUCAGUGCCACCUAUCAGUGCUACCAAUCAGUGCCACCUAUCAGUGCCAGUCAGUGCCACUUAUCAGUGCUACCAAUCAGUGCCAGUCAGUGCCACCUAUCAGUGCCAGUUAGUGCCGCCUAUCAGUGCGCGUCAGUUCCACCUAUCAGUGCCCGUCAGUGCUGCCUAUCAGUGCCGCCUAACAGU